AUGGUUCAACUCACCAUCGUCAAUGAGAUCACAGGUGAUAUUUAUUCGUUUGAAGUGGACCCUAAAUCGGACACGGUUGAGAAUUUAAAGGCUUUGAUGGAGAUUGAAACAAAAAUACCCAUUUUACAACAAGAAAUGUUUUAUCAGAAUUUUCCAAUGCGAGAUGAAGAUGUUUUGGAAAAGUAUGGAAUCUCGGAAUCAGAACUUGUUGUGUUUAAGAGAAGAUCUGUACAAUCAACACCACCCACUGCCAGAACUAAUCCUACGCAAAAUCCAUUUCAAUUGCUAUCCAAUGCUUUGAAUGCAAACAGACCUCAACAAGCACCACCAUCCUCUUCUAAUACAACCUCCAAUACGAGAAGCACUUCUUCGGUUCCACCUCCUUCCACUUCAAAUUUACAAACUAAUUAUUCCUCUGGAGGAGGAGGAGGAGGCGGCGUAGUCACUGAAGAUUUAUUGAAUGAAAUUUUGGGAGGAAUUUCAAGAUCAAAUCCACGCCUCACUCGACAACAAGAAUUGGAGAAGAGACUUCGUCAGAAUCCUUUCGACGUGGAAGCUCAAAAAUUAUUGGAAGAAGAAAUUAAGAUGAGAAAUAUUGAGGAAAAUUUCCACAACGCCAUGGAACACACUCCUGAAACAUUCUUCCAAGUCAACAUGCUCUAUGUCGACUGUAAAGUAAAUGGUCAUGCUUUGAAAGCAUUUGUAGAUAGUGGAGCUCAAAUGACCAUCAUGAGCAAGUCGUGUGCAGAGAGGUGUGGAUUAAUGAGACUUUUGGAUACUCGAUAUAGAGGAGUUGCUAAGGGAGUGGGUAGUUGUGAAAUUUUGGGAAGAAUUCACUUGACGCUGAUGCAACUUGGAGGAUCGACUUUCCCGGUCACCAUUACAGUUUUGAAUCAAGGAGGAAUGCAAUUUUUGCUAGGUCUUGACAUGUUAAAGCGUCACCAAAUGAUGAUUGAUUUGAAGGAUAACGUCUUGCGUGUUGGAGAUGAGAAAAUCAGUUUUCUUCCACCUCACGAGUGUCCAAAUGAAAUUGCAGAUAUUGAAUCUCCAAAACCAACAUCGCAUGACAUUAACAAACCUCAUCCAUUCGACAUGAGACAAAGUAGUACCGAGAAAGAGACUGUCAUUAAACAGUUAAUGGAGAUGAUUGGAGUGGACCGAGAAACAGCUGUAAAAGCACUAGAACUCGCCAAAGGUAAUGCUGAACUGGCGGCCUCUCUGCUUUUUGAACAAAAAGAACAUCACAAUUAA
This is a messenger RNA of Naegleria fowleri, 1251 nucleotides long. RefSeq lists its product as uncharacterized. The record is from RefSeq and is a predicted model, not a curated record. The transcript has a single exon. Lineage: Eukaryota; Heterolobosea; Eutetramitea; Acrasida; Naegleriidae. Gene Ontology annotation, biological process: proteolysis. Bases 1 to 1251 code for a protein of 416 amino acids. Gene Ontology annotation, molecular function: protein binding; aspartic-type endopeptidase activity.